UAAAAACUCAUGAAAGUCCAGGACUUUUCUGCUCACCCCUUCUUCAAUCAACGCCAACAAAGAAGACCCUUUUUCUUCUUUUUUCUUUUCUUAUUUUCCUGCCCCCCAAACACCCCCAUCUCCUUCAUGGAUCCCAAGGCCUCAUCAAAGCACUCCCAAGACCAAGUACCAUCCUUCUUGAGCCUCCCGCAACAACAACAACAACAACAACAGCAGCAGCAGCAGCAAUCACAGACCAUGGCUGACAACAAACCGGCGGAGGUCAAGGAUUUCCAGAUUGUGAUUGCAGAUAAAGAAGAAGGCAAAAAGCAAUUGGCUCCCAAGCGGAGCUCCAACAAGGACAGGCACACCAAGGUUGAAGGAAGAGGGAGGAGGAUAAGGAUGCCGGCUUUAUGCGCCGCGAGAAUCUUUCAGUUGACUAGAGAAUUGGGUCACAAAUCCGAUGGUGAAACGAUUCAGUGGCUACUCCAACAAGCUGAGCCAUCGAUAAUUGCGGCCACUGGAACUGGGACGAUUCCUGCAUCAGCUUUGGCGGCGGCUAGUGGGUCAGUUUCCCAGCAAGGGGCCUCUUUAUCAGCCGGAUUACACGCCCAAAAGAUUGAUGAGCUGGGCGGACUAGGGGGGUCCAGUCUCGGGUCAGGAACCAGUAGGACCAGCUGGGCAAUGGUGGGUGGUGUUGGUGCUGGCUCUGUUGGUGGUGCCAAUUUAGGGAGACCCCAUCACGUGACCACAGGGCUGUGGCCCCCCGUAACUGGUUUUGGGUUCCAGUCAUCUUCUACUGGACCAUCAACAACAGGUCUUGGAAGUGAAGGUGGAGGUGGUGGUGGAUCAAAUUAUCUGCAGAAGAUUGGAUUUCCAGGGUUUGAUUUGCCUGCUGCUGCUGCUACAAACAUGGGUCCUUUGAGUUUUACCUCAAUUCUGGGUGCCACUAAUCAGCAGCUUCCUGGGUUGGAGCUUGGUUUGUCUCAAGAUGGCCAUAUAGGGGUUCUGAACCCACAAGCCUUGAGCCAGAUUUAUCAGCAGAUGGGGCAGGCUAGGGUGCACCAGCAGCACCAUCACCAACAGCAGCAACAUCAGCAACACCAGCACCAUCACCAACAACAGCAGGCUUCUGGAAAGGAUGACUCACAAGGGUCUGGGCAGUAGUCGGUGAUCACAGGAUCGUCUUGGAAAUAUUUUCAUGGAAGAAAAAGAAUUGAAAGUUAGCAUUGUUGUUGAAAAGGGCUGGUUUUUUGUUUGGUAAUGCUUUGAGUAUUGUAUAAUCAUGGACAAAAAAGAUUGAUACCUGCAAAAAAUUCAAUAGGGCUGAAUUUGGUUUGCCUCCUCCUCAUCCUCCUCCUCCUUUCUACUGCAUCACUCAAAGUUCCCAUUACACAAGGUGGACCUUUGCACAGCCAAGUUGCUUGGUUUUGGGGCUUAACUUGUUUAAUUCAGAGUAAUUAAGUGAAGGAACAAGUAUUCGACCAGUCUUAAGAACACAGGCCAUGCAGAGCCGUGUCAACAUGAGGUCAAAGACAAUGUGGGCAGCAGUCAACAAAGGAGAGAGACCAGAUGAUUAAGGUAGGUAUUGAAUGGCGAAAAGAUAUUUCUACAUGAUAUAACUCGAGAAUUUGAUAUCUACCUGACAUGCUUAAAGGGGUCGUUUGAUUUUCGAGCUUAAUUCAUAAUUGAGGUUAAUAAGUUCAUGAAAGGUUCAAAGUUCUACAUAAAUAUAAGCUGAAUCAGGUCAUUUUUCAGUUGAUUCACCAAUUAUAAUUGCCUGGUUUGAACUCCAACAGCUCUAAAGCUUGACUUAUUUGUCAUUAACACAGUUGUUUUCUUUAGGUCCC
Molecule: messenger RNA, 1829 nt
Organism: Carica papaya (papaya)
Lineage: Eukaryota; Viridiplantae; Streptophyta; Magnoliopsida; Brassicales; Caricaceae
Gene: TCP20
Product: TEOSINTE BRANCHED 1, cycloidea, PCF (TCP)-domain family protein 20
Cellular component (GO): nucleus
Molecular function (GO): sequence-specific DNA binding; DNA-binding transcription factor activity
Source: RefSeq, a predicted model, not a curated record